Molecule: messenger RNA, 2022 nt
Organism: Macroventuria anomochaeta
Lineage: Eukaryota; Fungi; Ascomycota; Dothideomycetes; Pleosporales; Didymellaceae
Exons: 2
Coding region: 64-2022 (652 amino acids)
Biological process (GO): peptidyl-proline hydroxylation; regulation of translational termination
Cellular component (GO): cytoplasm
Molecular function (GO): iron ion binding; L-ascorbic acid binding; peptidyl-proline dioxygenase activity
Source: RefSeq, a predicted model, not a curated record
UUAUCUCCAGCUCGGCGCGACGCAGUCUACACCUCACCACCAAGACAACUGCCCUCCUUCACUAUGCCAAAGCGCAAGAACCAAGCGCUUGCUAACGGAAAAUCUAAAAAGAGAGCCAUCUCGGACGAUGAGGCGCACAAGAACUUCGACGAGGGUCUAUUCGAGAGUAAGAGACUCGCAGGCUACACCAAAUACUACGCGGAGUCGCAACCCUAUAAGCAUGCGGUCAUUAACAAGCUCGUCGACGAUUCGCUCCUGCGCAAAGUGCGCGAAGAAAUCCGUGAACACAUCUCCUUUACGCCCAAGGAAACCGACAUCUACAAGAUCCACCAAUCCGGCGACCUAGCGAACCUCGAUGGUCUGGACGAUUCAGCGCUCAAGCGCUUGCCUUCUCUACUCACCCUCCGCGACUCGCUAUACUCAUCCGCCUUCCGCAAAUACCUAUCUUCGAUCACUGGGUCUGGGCCAUUGAGUGGAAAGAAGACAGACAUGGCUGUGAACGUAUACACACCAGGAUGCCAUUUAUUGUGCCAUGACGAUGUCAUUGGUAGUCGGCGUGUAAGCUGGAUCCUAUACCUCUUGGACCCUGAUAAGCCAUGGAAGCCUGAGUAUGGAGGUGCGCUGCGGUUGUAUCCCACAGAGCACAAGAAGACUUCAGACGGCGAUGAGGUUAAGGUGCCAUCACCUGAGUUCUCGCUUGUCAUACCACCUGCCUGGAAUCAGCUGUCUUUCUUCACAGUCCAGCCUGGAGAGAGCUUCCACGAUGUCGAGGAGGUCUACAGGAGGGGCCUUGAUGAGAUGGAAGAGGAUGACGGCGGGCGAGUGCGCAUGGCGAUCAGUGGCUGGUUCCACAUCCCACAAGAGGGUGAAGAGGGGUACGAGGAGGGUCUCGAGGAGAAGCUCGCCGAGAAGAGUUCGCUCGCACAACUGCAGGGCGGCAAAGCAGAUGUCUUCGACGAGCCUCAGGCGCAUUGGGUGGAGAACCCAUAUUGGGAAGAACAGGCGAAGCAGGAUGAUGACGAUGUUGAGCUCACGGAGACGGAGAUCGAUUUCCUUAUCAAGUACAUGAACCCUAACUACCUCACACCUGACACCGUCGAAGAAGUCUCAGAACUGUUCCAGAACGAGUCUUCACUACGACUUGCCGGCUUCUUGUCAGCCAAGUUCUCCGCGCGCCUGCGCGAGUACCUCGAGUCCAAGGAUCACGAAGCCAACCCAAGUCUAUCAUCAAACCCUCACAACAACAAGGACGCAAAGGUUGGUGUUGCGCGCCCACCACACAAGCAGCGUUAUCUGUACCGCCAAGCCGUUCAACCCAUCCCAUCAGAAGGUUACCCAGAGAACAGCGGCAUGACGCCUUACGACGAACUCGUCGACAACCUCUUCCCGCACCCAGCAUUCACAAAAUGGAUCUCGCUGGUGACCGGUGCCACCCUCACAAAGAGCAAUGUCUUCGCGCGCCGCUUUCGCCGUAGUCUUGACUACACGCUCGCCACUGCCUACGAGGAGGAAGACCCUCAGCUAGAAGUCUGUCUCGGUAUUACGCCCUCCAAGGGCUGGGGUGAUGAAGAUGAGGCUGAGGAGGAGGCUGAGGAAGAGCCUAAGGAGAACGGUAGCAAGGGCAAGGGUAAGGGCAAGGGUAAAGCUAAGACCAACGGCAAGUCUGAGCCUAAGCAGAAGCAAGAAGAGGAAGAGGUCGGUGGAUAUGAGAUGUACAUGGCUGGUGAAGAUGAGGAUGAUGCGCCGACCGGCGAGCCCUCCACAAGCACAGGUGCUGGUCAGAGACGCAAGGCAAAGGCUGAUCCUGCAAUCUACAAGAGCGCAGGAGAUGAUGAAGAUGAUGGUAUCUUGUUUAGUCAGCCCGCUGCUUGGAACAACCUCGCGAUUGUGUUGAGGGAUAAGGGUGUGCUGAGGUUCACGAAGUAUGUCAGUAAGAGCGCAAGGGGCGACCGCUGGGACGUGUGCGCAGAGUACGGUGUUGAGUUUGGGGAUGAUGACGAAGAGGACGCAAACGAGGAGUAG